AUGAUAACACCGAGAUUCAGUAUAACACAGGAUGAUGAGUUCGUAUUUCUCAAGAUAUUUAUAAGUAAUAUCAGGUUCAAUGCGAUGGGUUUAGAAGUUGUCAUCCAAGAAAACAUGAUCAUUUUUCACUUAUCGCCAUACUAUUUGAGAUUAAGAUUUCCCCACGAAUUAGUUGACGACGAGAGAUCUACAGCACUAUACGAUUCCAAAAGUGAAUGUAUCAAUGUGAAAAUCGGCAAAUUAAACAAAAACGAAUAUUUCGAGGAUUUGGAUUUACCGACGAAGUUAUUAGCCAGACAAGGUGAUCUUGUUGAUUCCGAUGCAUUAACAGAACAUCCUGAUGAAAAAAAGAAGCAAAAACCCCUUAUUCAGGAGAUUUGUGCUGACGAUACGUUGAAUACACCCAAGGAAGAUGUGAAAACUAUUGGCCAAAUGGGGGAAGACUUCAAUUGGGAAAUAGAGCAAAAGAUGGAUCGCGCUAUAAAUGAGGGACUACUUAAAACAAAAUAUGGGUUUGACAACUUGUAUGAUACAAUUAUAUCCGUGUCAAUGAGCAACGGGAACGAUAUCAAUGAGUUAGACGAUCCGGAACACACUAAGGCUAACAAUAGGGUCAUUGAAAGGUUGAGAAAAGAAAAUUUAAAAUUUGAUCCCGAGUACUACGUUUCUGAAUACAUGACUAAUAAAUAUGGGGAUGAGGAAGAUUUGGAGAUUAACGGUAUAAAAGGACUACUCAAAUUUACGCCCUCCAUCGUAAAGCAAUAUCUGCAAUGGUACAAAGAAAGCUUAAAUUCAGAUCUUGUCAUGCCAGUAGACUUUACCGAUAAAGAACAAAAGCAAAUGCAGGAGAAUAUACCCAAAAAGACUUAUCUUGUAGACGAUAUAAGACCACUUUACGUCACCAUACUUAACGUCAUUUUCAGCUAUAUGUUUGAACAGAUCGAGAAUGAAGGCACUCAUACCACAGAAAGUUCCUGGACCAUGGGCAAAUUAUGUCCACAAAUAUCAUUUUUAGACCAACAAUUGAAACAGACAAAUGAAACGCAAGAUGGGUUACAUGAGGUUUCCAGUGAAAAUAAAGAGCCUUCCAUAAUAAGGGUCGCAAUUAUUACAGGCAUCAGAAGAGCUCUGAGCUAUCCGCUACAUAGAAACUAUGAUCUGGCAAUGAAGGCGUGGACGUUUGUAUAUUACAUUCUUCGUGGUGGUAAGAGACUGAUCAUACGAGCGUUAUUGGACGUUCACGAAACAUUUCGUUUCCAUGAUGUGUACUAUGUUUACGACAAAAUUCUUUUGGGCGAUCUAACCGCGUGGUUCAUUUCGCAAGGAAAUGAGAACGUCAUAAGAAGCCUUGCUUUGGAGAUGAGGAAAGAACAAGAAUCGAUCUCGAAGGAGAAUAUUGAAUUCGAGUGUGUUUCUUCGUUCAACGAAGAAACCGGUGAACCGGAUUGGGAGACAUUAAAUCUAAGAGAGAUGGAGAUUUUGGUAGAGUCUGAAUAUGAACAACAACAACAACAACAACAACAACAGUAG
This is a messenger RNA of Saccharomyces kudriavzevii IFO 1802, 1530 nucleotides long. It is a transcript of the gene SHQ1, whose product is annotated as Hsp90 cochaperone SHQ1. Gene Ontology annotation, biological process: box H/ACA snoRNP assembly. Gene Ontology annotation, cellular component: cytoplasm; nucleoplasm. The transcript has a single exon. The record is from RefSeq and is a predicted model, not a curated record. Bases 1 to 1530 code for a protein of 509 amino acids. Lineage: Eukaryota; Fungi; Ascomycota; Saccharomycetes; Saccharomycetales; Saccharomycetaceae.